Messenger RNA from Colletotrichum godetiae, 795 nucleotides. RefSeq names its product glutathione S-transferase. Gene Ontology annotation, molecular function: glutathione transferase activity. NCBI's taxonomy places the organism in Eukaryota, Fungi, Ascomycota, Sordariomycetes, Glomerellales, Glomerellaceae. Gene Ontology annotation, biological process: glutathione metabolic process. The record is from RefSeq and is a predicted model, not a curated record. The coding region runs from base 1 to 795 and encodes 264 amino acids. The transcript is spliced from 2 exons.
AUGGCCGAAACUCCCAGUGCUAAGCGUCAGAAGUCCUCCAAGGACGUCUCCUACGAACUUAUCUACUGGCCAGGUCUCCCCGGCCGCGGAGAGCAUAUCCGCCUCCUCCUGGAAGAAGCCGGCGCUGAAUACACCGACACCGCGCAGAUUGAAGACGGCGUCAAGACUGUCCUAGCCCAGAUUGAUGACAAGAACCUGGGCGAUGAGAACAACCCGCCUCCCCUGGCUCCCCCCAUCCUAAAGCACGGCGAACUCCUCAUCAGCCAGACUCCCAACAUCCUACUCUACCUGGGACCACGGCUCGGCCUUGCGCCCAAGAUUUCCGAAGAUGACGACGGCAUCUACUUCGUCAACGGCCUUGCGUUGACUGCGCUGGAUGGACUGAGCAACGAGGCUCACGACACGCACCACCCUAUCGCGACAGGGCUGUACUACGAGGACCAGAAGAAGGAGAGCAAACUCAAGGCCAAGGACUACAUCGCCAACCGGUUGCCCAAGUUCUUUGGCUACUUUGAGCGGGUGCUAAAGAGCAAGGCUAGCGGCGAAGGCCCUUGGCUCUAUGGCGGGUCUCUGACGUACGCUGACUUGGUGCUUUUCCAGUGUCUCGAUGGUCUCAAGUUCGCGUUUCCCAAUGCUCUGAAGCGUAUUGAGGGAACUGGCGACUUCAAGGGUCUCUUUGCGCUCUACGAUGCUGUCAAGGAACGGCCCAAGAUCAAAGAAUACCUUGCUAGCGACCGUAGACAAAAGUACUCUCAAGGGAUCUACCGCCACUAUCCUGAAUUGGAUGAAGAGUGA